Molecule: messenger RNA, 1322 nt
Organism: Cantharellus anzutake
Lineage: Eukaryota; Fungi; Basidiomycota; Agaricomycetes; Cantharellales; Hydnaceae
Exons: 4
Coding region: 85-1164 (359 amino acids)
Source: RefSeq, a predicted model, not a curated record
AUAAUAAUUGUGUGACCUUGUGUUCCCUUAAGAUUGUUGUAGAAUCAUGUGGACGGUGUGGAAUACCGACACGUCGACGAGUUUAUGGCCGGCAACGAUACAACAAAGCUGGAUGCGGGCCUCUUCUUCGCUGGCUCCGCCGCCCAUAAUUCCUGGGGCGAUGUCGCCGUUGUCAUAGAAUGCAAGCUACAGGAACGGCGUCUUGGUAGUGACAUAGAACAUCAACUAAAACGAGCAGCUGAGCUCACAUUUGUUCAUCAAUUCCGACGGUUCGUAUGGGGGCUUUCUGUCUACUCUCAUAAUGCAAAGGACUCCAUGCAUCAUCAUUUUCAACUGUUUUUCUUUACUCGCUCCGGCAUCUUCUGCUCUGAAGAAUACGAUUUGAAGGAAAACUUUUCAUACUUUUGCAAACUCCUGGUUGGCUUCGCUAGGAUGACGCCAGAGGAACAUGGGUGGUUCUUGAUUCCGAGAAGUGGCCCGUUUCAUCUUUCUUUUGAUCCACCAGAAAACUUCGUCGCAUCCAAGGCUCCGAAGCUGUCCAUUCCGGAAUAUAGUGAGACCCUCCACCUUGUAUGUGCCCUCUAUGUGAGGCACGAGAUCAACGGUCGUGCCACAGUUGUGUUACACUGUAAGACGAUAACGAGCCAAGACCGUGUGGUGAAGUUAACUUGGCUGGAAGACUUCCGUGCACGGUACUACCGUAACGUUCUGGAUAUCAUUGGGGGGUUGGAUUUCGAGGAUCUACCAAAGACCGAGUACAGGGAGCAUCUCUCGGCCCCGGGGGAUUGCAAGCCAUACUCUGUGCACCAAUCACUUGAACAAUUUGCACGGACAGACAUUUCAACACGCAGGGGCGACGUCAAGAAUUGCAACUUAUAUUGCGUGAUUACUGAUAAAGUUGGGGUUUCUAUCUGGAAGGAGACAUCAUUGUCACGAGUUUUUAGUGCGUUUGCAGAAAUCGCUGGACAGAUUGAGUCUAUGGAGGCGAAGGGCUUGUAUCACAGGGAUGUCAGCGAUGGGAACAUCUUCACUCGUGCUCGUGACCAGCGUCCCCAGUUGUUCAAGGGGUGGUUGGAUGACUUCGAUUUUAUGUAUGUUGACGAAUUGGGCAAAGAAGAUUCCGCCGAAGCAGGCAAGUUAUGUGGCACGUUCCCGUUCAUAUGAUUUAGAGUCUCUGGUGUGGGUACUCCUCUGGUUUUUCUAUCAUACCAAGCCAUGUACGGGGGGGUGGGUUCAGAUUGAGUACGAUUUAGAUCGUACAUCCAUCACCGAACAAACCCCUCAAACAUCGGCAGUAUCGCACCACAGCAAAAGCUUCAAAG